UUAAUACUUAGAAGCCAAGCCAAAUUUAAUAUGGCAUGGAAGAAAAGCUACUUGGAUUUGAUAUUGGUUCCUCUAGGGCUCUCAGUUAUGUUAGCUUAUCAUAUGUGGCUAUGGAAUAAGGUUAGGACCAAACCCCUUUCCACCGUCAUAGGAACCAAUGCCAUCGGUCGUCGCUUGUGGGUUUCAUCCAUCAUGAAGGAUAACGAUAAGAAGAACAUAUUGGCGGUGCAAACAUUGAGGAACACGAUCAUGGGAGCGACUUUGAUGGCCACAACCUCGAUUCUCCUAUGUUGUGGUCUAGCCGCAGUCAUAAGUAGCACCUAUAGCUUAAAGAAACCGCUCAAUGAUUCCGUUUAUGGUGCCCAUGGAGAAUUCAUGGUGGCACUGAAAUACGUAACCCUACUUCUCAUUUUCCUCUUCUCUUUCUUGUGUCACUCGCUCUCCAUCCGGUUCAUCAACCAGGUGAACUUCCUCAUAAACUGCCCUCCCGAUGAUAAUGUCCACAACCCUAUAAUCUGCCCGGAGUAUGUGUCGCAGCUGCUCGAGAGAGGGUUCACUUUGAAUACGGUGGGGAAUAGGAUAUUCUAUGCAGCCUUGCCCGUGUUGCUUUGGAUAUUUGGUCCGGCUCUUGUGUUCUUGUGUUCCCUUACACUUGUGCCUGUGCUUUAUAAUCUUGAUGUUGUGUUUGGAAAUGAAUUAGCUGAUAGUAACUACAAGGGAAAGAUGCAAGGAAAUGAAAAUCGCGAAGAAGGCGUAACUCGUGUGUAGUUAACUAAGGAAACUAGCUAAUCUCUAUAUGUAUUUUUCUAAAUUGUAAUUAGUUUGUUUGAAAGUAACUUUUGGAAGUUACUUUUGUCUUCCCUUAUUUUGUAAAAAUUUAGUUUGAUUUGAGAAUAAAACCAAGAGUACAAGAAACAA
Messenger RNA from Impatiens glandulifera, 918 nucleotides. RefSeq lists its product as uncharacterized. The record is from RefSeq and is a predicted model, not a curated record. Lineage: Eukaryota; Viridiplantae; Streptophyta; Magnoliopsida; Ericales; Balsaminaceae. The transcript has 2 exons. The coding region runs from base 31 to 768 and encodes 245 amino acids.